This is a messenger RNA of Vitrella brassicaformis, 3412 nucleotides long. NCBI's taxonomy places the organism in Eukaryota, Vitrellaceae. The record is from the annotation of a GenBank genome assembly.
CGCGCCCUUUUCUCCAUGGCUGCGAGCGUUAAACACAAUAACCAACCAACCAGCAAGGAUGCGGCAGCGGCAGAUGACACGCGAGCUGCACUGCAGGCGCUGGUUGUCGUGGAGCGAGAUUUUAAAGGCAGAACAGACCAGCGAGAUGAGUCGAUGCACCUGUCGGAGGCUGAUCUUCGCCCUCUGCUCAGAUUCCUGAUAGAGAAUGAGGCCAAGGAGGUCUACUUCCCCAUCAAGAGUGCGGGCUUGAGAGAUCGGCUUGCGGCGGUUGUCAAGGGCGUGCCUGAGGUGAAGCGCAAGCUAAUAUCAGUGGAGGUGCUGCAGCUGUCGGAGGACUGCGAGAACUUCGGGGACGUCCUGAGGGAGACCGGCCACCACAACGUCAUCAGAGACCACUUCGUGCUGGUCAGUCAAUCAACACACACACAGUACAGGACAUGGUGUGUGGCAAGGCAGGCACUGCUUCAUUUGGCUCGUUCUGCAAAUGCGUGUGCGGUGCCGUGCCGUGCUGUGUUGACUUGAUGCAGGUCCACGGGGAUGCGUUAUCGACGUGCAGAGGGCUGGUCCGCAGCGAUGAGGAGCCGGCCUCCAACGGUGUGGGUGUGGAUGCUGCUGCUGCUGCAUCUGGACCGGUGGGCCGGUUGAGCCCUGCAAUCAGCAACCACAAGGACCACAGCCGCAGCGGCAUUCCCGUCCUCGUCACCCAAAUAUACCAACUCAGGUCGGUAGGAUCGGCUGGAUGGAUGGAUGGAGGGAUGCAUGUGGGUGCACCUUGCUGUCUGUGACUGGGCUGCUUGUUGUGUUGUCAUGUCAGGGGGGGUGGCUGUGGCUGUGAUGCAGUGGAUGUGGACGAGGCCUUGGUGGGCUACGACAGGCAGACGGGCCAGCUGCUCCUCGACGAACCCAUACAGUCCAGCAAAGCCGCCGCCGUGCCUGUCAUACUCUCUACCGUAAGCCAACACAACCACCCACUUUGUCUGUCUGCACGGCACACGAUACGAUCGCUCGGCUCGGCCGCGUUUCUGUGUGAAUGCUCUAUCUAGGGGACGGAGAAGGGCGGCGGCGGCGCGCUGAUCGGAGCUCGUGGUGUGGUGCUUCGGUGCGACCUGGCCGACGCCCACCUGGCGGUGUGCAGCCCCGAUCUGAUCAAUGUGUUCCAGGACGAAGUCGACUACCGACACCUCAGAAGCAUCAUCCGCAAAUGCAUCAAAGACGACGUAGGCGCACACGCACACACCAACACCAGCGGGGGGGAAUGGGUGCUGCUCGUUUGGGUGGAAGCCUGUGCACACGUGUGUAUGUGUAUCAGGUCCAGACGCACUAUGUGUAUGCUGCAGUGCUCGACAGGUCGCCCGUGUCGGAUCAGCCCUCGACGGCCAACGGCACUGACCCCCUUGCAGCCACCAUGAAGGUGAGGCACUGAGCGAGCGAGUGAGAGGGGUCAGGGAAGAAUGAAGCAUCGUUGGCUGGACUGAAUGUGUGUGCCGUCAAUCAGCUGCCGCCUCAUCGAUUUGACGAGGACAGCAAAUACGAAAGGUUCGCAGCACAGCACAGAGCAGUACAGCAACCCUCACCCGAUGAACGUGUGGGCGUGUGCCGGGGCUGGCAGUGUGUUUGACUUCGACCGUCCGUCUGAGGUGCCCGAAGACGACGAGGAUGAUGAGCGUGAGUGGGGCGACAACGACGGCCUCUACGCCACUGACCCCCACACACACAAACCAUUCACCAAGGACGAAACCGAUAUGAUCAAGAGCGUACGCUUCCAAACACCCCACCCAGUCAGGAGCACUGGGCUGGACUGUGUUGUGUUGUGCUGUGCUGUGCUGUGCUGUGUGGUGUGGUGUGGUGCCCCUUUCCCCUGCAGGUUCGUCCGUUGGUUCGUGAGGUGUUGCGUGGCUGCGACUGCGAGGGGGCCAUACUGCAAAUCAACACACAGAGAGUCGCACACCAACUCAAGUCAGUCAGUCAGCACACACUCGCAUCUCACAGGCCACACAGACAGCCGCAGCCAGCGCGGCAACCGCUAAGUCGAUUGGUUGCAUCGUCUACCUACCUCCUCAUCAGGCCAGUGGAUGUGGUUCGUUUCGUCGUGCCUGAGUUCCUCAAGCGGCUGUCGCAGCUGGCACACGAACAACACCUGCCACAAGAACCCGGAUUCGUAAGAGGAUGGAUGGCUGGAUGGCUGGAUGGCAUGGCACGUAGGCUUGUAUGUAUGUAUGUGUGCCUGUGUUGUGUGUCAGGAGGACUGGUGUGGUUUGCUGCAGUCGCAGAGCAUCAGCGACUUCCUGCAGGGGCUGUGCGAGGGACAGGAUCAACACAAACUGCAGGUAGGGGCGGGCCGUCCGCAAGGACGGACGACGGAUCGAUCGGCCUGACGCUGGCCAUACUCACUGCCUGCCUGCUGUGGGUGGGGCGGGUUGUGUGUUGGUUGGGUUGCUUGAUUCGAUUCAGGCUGAGAUCUGCACUCAAAUCAUGCACCUAGCCACAAGGCAAGCUGAGCUGCCUCCUUUGCAGUGCACACCACAGCACAGACAACUCAACUAACUUGUGAUUAUGUACCUCAUUCAUGUGGUUGUUUAUGUGUUGGUUGACGCGAUGCACACGCGAAUACCUCCCAUACAGGGAGUCGUUCAGUUACGGCAGCCGGCGGCUGACGUCCCCCGACGACCAUCCUGGAUCGUCCAUAUCCCCGUCUGCUGGGUCGGAGUGUCUGUCGAAUGUCUUCCACCGCUCCCGUGCGCUGGCACAGAUGUUCAGAGCCCUUGUGGAGGAGGAACUCAUCGACGAGGACACACUGGCUAGGUGCGCACCACACCAUCGAUGGAUGACCCAGCCAGCCACAAUCAAUCAAUGCCACACGGACGGACGGCUGUGUCGUUGCGUGUCGUGUCGUGUUGUCUACAGCUGGCUCGGGGGCUUCGAGGAACGAUAGUAAGGAAGGAAGGCCGAUCAAUCGACUGCAUUCAUUGCAAGGGCGGAGAGCAGACAUCCCUCCCUCCAUCGACUGUGUGUGGUUUGUUCUGUAUGCAUGUGGGCACCGAUCGGUCGACCGAUCAGCCGUGACGACGACACGAGACUGCAGUACUAUGCUCCCAAUGGCCCUCUGAAAGCACUGCACAGGUGGGUGACCGACACAGCCAGCCAGCCAGCCAGGCAGGCAGGCAUGCCACUGACGAACAUGGGUGCACGUGUGUGUGCAGAUGGCUGGAAGAAGCCGAGUGAUGAUGAUUGUUGUUGCGUGGGGCGAAUUCCAGCAAUCGAUGGUGGUGCUCUUUAUUCGAAUGGCGCGUUUGGUGCACCACGUGCUGCGCAUGUCACGUGUGGUAUGGAUGACGUGAGUGACUUGGAGAGGAGAGCUCACUGUUUGAUGCAGACACACUUGGCUUGGCCGAUGAAUAAAUGAAUAAAGAAG